AUGCCUCCCACUCGUCAACGUGCACGUCGUUCUGCAAGACUUCGAGCUGAUGCUCGAGUGCACUCGAUGGAUCCUUCAGCACUCUCUGUACCUCCCUCUGAGGGACAAUCCAAGGUCCCCUCCGAAUCUGGACCACGAUUGACCAUCCAGUGGCAUAACGAAACUGCCCUAACGGAUGUCUUGGUGAAUUAUCUAACGUCUCACCCUGCUGAUUGUAGGGUGCUCUUUUAUUCUGAGGGGAAGAAGGCGAUGUCCCCCGUCAAUGACAGCCCCUCGGGCUCGGACAAAGGCCAAAUCUGUAGCGUUAUCGCUAAACUUAUCUUCACCAAUCACCCCAAAUAUGGUCACGCAUAUCACGACAAUCAGAAGAAAUUCCGCGAUGCCAUCAACAAUUGCAUUAACAGUCUCAGAACAAAAUACAAGAAGAUGAAGGCUAGAUUCGGUGACACAGGUGCCGGCGUGAUGCCGCUUGAUGGGACGGCUGCAAAAAAUCUUCUGGACUCAGUUCUUUCGGAGUUCCCGUGGUACACGGACCUCGAUGGAAUCUGGCACUCCAAUCCGUCGUUGGCCGCAAAGACUUAUUCCUCCAAGCCUGGCGUUGAUCACGCAGGUUCUUUCUACUCCCUGGUUCAACCGCGUGGUGGGGCUGGUCCCUCCACAUCCUUUGGCGCUUCACCCUCUCCCACACAUUUCAGCGCUACACCAUCCGCUAGCGCUCAUAAUGUGUCUCCUCAUACCCAGGCGCGUACAUCAGAUCCUCAGACCCAGGCGCAUACAUCAGAUCCUCAGACCCAGGCGCGUACAUCAGAUCCUCAGACCCAGGCACGUACAUCAGAUCCUCAGACCCAGGCGCAUACAUCAGAUCCUCAGACCCAGGCGCGUACAUCAGAUCCUCAGACCCAGGCGCGUACAUCAGAUCCUCUGUUUUACGGCGAUCCCCCCAUUGACCCACAACUCCUUCAACCUCAGACUCUUGCUCCCCCCUUCACACCCCCUCAAACACACCUUCCCGGCCUGCGCAAUUCCCCCGAUGUCACUAUCCUGGACGAUUAUGCUCCUGACUCCGGGAGUGGCCCGCUUAAUGCCCCCCUCGGCAACGCACUAGACUACCUCGACAACGACGACGAAGAAAUGCUGGAUGAUACUGGUGCCGGUAGCCCUCCCCAGGUCGCGGGGACAAAACGCCACUUUGCUGCAUCGCCCUCCCCUCCUCCUGAUGCCCCCCAGCCGUUCGCAAUUCGCACCAAACUCCCAAUGCCAUUAUACGACAGUCGCUCGGCAUUCGGCGCUCACAAGCCGUCAAGCCGUGGAGCGCGACGCAAAGGGCCAUCGGACAUGGCCCGCAGCAUGUCUACACCCUCCUCGACGACGCGCAAUACGACGCCGUCGUCGGACUACGUCAUCUCUCCCACCCCGCAGACCUCGCUGCCCAACAGUGGGGGCAGCUCAAAAAAGAAGGCAAGGUCGGAUGUCCAGGACCAGGUAGGCCUGGUCCGGGACGAGAUCGAGAGCCUGCAGUCUAGCGCCCUGUCGCGCCACGAGAGCAAGCACCAGCGCUAUCUCGCGAAGCUGGGUGCGAAGAGCGAGCACUCCCGCGACACGAAAAAGUAUGAGUGGCUCCGCGACACUCGUGCACACGAGGCUAGUCAAGCUAGCCUCGUCCAUCAGCGCCAGCAGGAGGACAAGGACGCCGAAAUUCGCCUUCAUGAGACGGAUAUACCGGUGCACGAAGCGCAUUCGCUCGUGCUUGACAAGGAGGCCGAAACCCUGCGGCUCAAGAUACAAUACCACCAGAUGAUGCAGGGCAAUAAGGCCCCAGGGUUGGAUUGA
Molecule: messenger RNA, 1830 nt
Organism: Suillus plorans
Lineage: Eukaryota; Fungi; Basidiomycota; Agaricomycetes; Boletales; Suillaceae
Exons: 3
Coding region: 1-1830 (609 amino acids)
Source: RefSeq, a predicted model, not a curated record